Molecule: messenger RNA, 1425 nt
Organism: Aureobasidium namibiae CBS 147.97
Lineage: Eukaryota; Fungi; Ascomycota; Dothideomycetes; Dothideales; Saccotheciaceae
Product: citrate synthase
Exons: 5
Coding region: 1-1425 (474 amino acids)
Biological process (GO): tricarboxylic acid cycle; carbohydrate metabolic process
Cellular component (GO): mitochondrial matrix
Molecular function (GO): 2-methylcitrate synthase activity
Source: RefSeq, a predicted model, not a curated record
AUGGCUUCAAAUCCUCGCACUGCCCUGAGAGCCCUCAGAAAUGUCAAGGCUACCAACUACCGCCCUGCUCAGCUCCAACAAGGCUUUGCAACAAGCGCGGAACCCACUCUCAAAGACACACUCGCAAAAGUCAUCCCUGCCAAACGCGAAUUGCUCAAGCAAGUCAAGAGCCAUGCAGCCAAGAACAUCGGCAGUGUCAAGGUCGAGAACACCCUUGGUGGUAUGAGCAGAGGUCUUACCGCCAUGAUUUGGGAAGGAUCAGUUCUCGACGCAAACGAGGGAAUCCGCUUCCACGGCCGCACCAUCAAAGACUGCCAGGAGCAGCUCCCCAAAGGCAAGACCGGAUCGGAAAUGUUGCCCGAGGCCAUGUUCUGGCUGCUACUCACAGGCGAGGUGCCAACCACCAGCCAGGUGCGCCAGUUCUCCCGUGAGCUGGCCGAGAAGGCCGCUCUGCCAGACUAUGUCGAGACCAUGCUAGACAACUUCCCUCCAGACAUGCAUCCCAUGACUCAAUUCGCAUGCGCAGUGUCCGCUCUCAACAAGACCAGUGUAUUUGCCAAGGCAUACGAGCAGGGGUUAAACAAGGCCGACUACUGGGAGCCGACGUUCGAGGACUCGAUAUCUCUGAUCGCCAAACUUCCUACCAUUGCAGCCAAGAUUUACCAGAACUCUUACCACGGAGGUGGUGCUCUGCCUGCGCAAGCAGAUCCUGAGCAAGAUUGGUGUUACAACUACGCUGCAAUGCUAGGCAAAGGUGGUAAGGAGAACGAGGGCUUCCAAGACCUGCUCAGACUCUACUGUGCAUUGCACGGCGACCACGAGGGUGGUAACGUCUCAGCCCACUCGACUCACCUGGUCGGCUCUGCUCUCUCAGAUGCCUUUUUGUCGUACUCGGCUGGCUUGCAAGGUCUGGCAGGCCCUCUUCACGGUCUCGCCGCGCAGGAGGUGCUCCGAUGGAUGUUGCAGAUGCGGGACCACAUUGGCGAGGACUUUACUGAGAAAGAUGUCAAGGAUUACCUGUGGACCACCCUGAACAGCGGCAGAGUGAUUCCUGGUUUCGGACACGCAGUUCUGCGCAAGCCGGAUCCCAGGUUUGAUGCACUGCUUGCAUUCGGUGAUGCACACGAAGACAUCAAGAACAACAGCUUGUUCCAACUUGUCAGGACGAAUUCGCAAAUCGCGCCCGGCGUCUUGACCGAACACGGAAAGACGAAGAACCCAUACCCCAACGUCGACUCUGGUUCAGGCGUACUCUUCCAUCAUUACGGAUUCCAAGAGACGUUGUACUACACAGCCAUUUUUGGCGUCAGCAGAGGUCUUGGACCACUCGCACAGCUUAUCUGGGACCGGGCGCUGGGUCUUCCAAUCGAGAGACCGAAGAGUAUCGAUCUCAAGGGCUUGCUGAAGGCAGCAGAGGCAUCGUAG